Messenger RNA from Mya arenaria, 3660 nucleotides. Its product is annotated as somatomedin-B and thrombospondin type-1 domain-containing protein-like. NCBI's taxonomy places the organism in Eukaryota, Metazoa, Mollusca, Bivalvia, Myida, Myidae. The record is from RefSeq and is a predicted model, not a curated record. Bases 244 to 1107 code for a protein of 287 amino acids. The transcript has 4 exons.
AGAAGUAGCGAGCCGCGGCAGACUUAAAAGUGGCGAAGUUUUUGGAUCUUUAUUAAUUAAGACUGGAUAGCCGUCCAAUUCUAAUUAGUUGGAUUCAGAACGCGAAAAGAGUCUGUUCGCUUUGGUUUGCAAAAGAUUUCCUCGGAUAAAAGCUUAAUUUUAAAUAAAAAAAAGUUUAUGUGAGAGUCUCUGGGCUUAUCAGCUUAAAUCUCUUUACAGCCGUAGCAUCAACACGUCGGCAAGAUGGAGCUGAGUAAAAUAGUUUUAGUGUUCGGAUUAGCUGUGGUCGGUACGAUUCUUGGACAAUUUAGUGAAGUAAAAGUAAAGCACUUUACGGGCUGCGAGUCCGCCGGACUUUGUUGUCAAGAAAAAAAUAACACGUGUUAUGUACCAAAUUCUCGGAAAAUGGAUGGAACUAUCGGCAACUGUUUCUGCGAUAGUAAAUGCAUUCAAAUGAAAGACUGUUGUUCAGAUUUCCAAGACACAUGCAAAGCCAAAGAUUGCAUCUUAAGUGAAUGGACGCCAUGGACGGGAUGCAGCAACACUUGCGGCCGAGGGAGAAUGACGCGAAAACGUCAUGUCAUCCAGCACCAAGCCUUCGGCGGGAAACACUGCCCCGGAAACACUAAAGCCAAGAAAGUGUGUCACGGGGAUUCUACCUGCUUGCAACAAAGCGUAGAGUAUUCUCGAGAGGAAAUGCAGGAGGUGGGUUACAUCAUGCCGGCCAACUUCUCCCACUACCGUGUGAGCGAAGCUUACAGCCCCCAGCACGACAUCCGCAAAAACCUUUUCUUCAAAAACUUUGAUAAUAUUAUACCGAGGAGAGUCGCGUACAAGGCAGUGUUUAAGGUAACCCAUUCCGGUGUUGGGUGUCAGAAUUCCCCCUGGGCCAAUGUUCUACGUGUCGGAGAUCAGGUAUGUGUCGAGUGCCAGCCCACGUCCAUGAACAAGCGUCUCGAAAGGUGCCGCGGACACGGCGUGUACGGCCAGAACACCACAUGGAAGGCCAUCGAAGUGCGACACUGCCAUGGCAAGUGGAAGAUGAUCAGCCCCCAUGAUGACACUUCUCUUUGCAAACUCAGUGACCACUCGUUUGUGCUCGUAUAAUGUUUCCCUGAGCGGGAAAAUGGCUAGACGUACGCCUUUUGAGUCAUACAAUUCUAGAAGUAUUGUGGUCUUAUGGUUUUCGAUGCAAUAUAUCUUGUUAGCAAAGCUUUAGAGAGUUUACACAUAUGUAAAAAAUAUCAGAAAGUUUGUGUUAAUUCGUCAAAAUUUGUUGGAUAUUUUACCAAUUAUAUGAAAACAUUGUUAAAUUAUGAAAAAGUGAAAAGAUUGGUACCUAAAUCUUACCAACGCGAAAAAGUCUCAAAAAUGAAAUUGGAAAUUUAUGGGUAUACAAGAACUUUGAAGAUCACAUAGUUUGCAGUAAAAUCAGAAACCUUGAUGAUAUCACUGACAAAUUCAAGUAACACAUGGUACAUUGUAUGCAUUUGUGAUAGGUCUUCAAAGGUUUCUGUGUUUUGCGAAGUUGGUUGAGCGGGGUGCUGAUUUGUUCGAUGUUUUUUUGUGUGUAACGCGAGUAUUAUGCGAACAUAUGAUAUGAAUCGGGAUGAAUCUUAUAAAGCAGUUGAUUGCUUUCCUACAAAGACUGUAUUGUACCAUAUUGUCGGCUUAUCUUCAUUGUAGGCUUUUAGGAUAUAUACGGCAAAAAAUGAUUUGUUAAAUGACUUAUUUUGCAUUAGGGACAAGCUCUUAUCAUGAAUGAUUUGUCACAACUGUGUUAAUGUGCUUUCAAUGGAUAUGUUUGUAAAUAUUCUCUAUAAUAUAACCUGUAUUCUCACACAUUUUUGUAAGCAAUUCUAUAUCGACAUAUUUAAUAACCUAUCAUCUUUGUAAAUUUGAUUUUUCAUGGCCAGUAAAAGUUACUUUGUUUCAUGGUAUAUGGUUGGUGUGAGAAGAAAAUUCUUUAUCAAAUGAAGUAAAAUGAUCUAAUAAUAAUUAGUAUAUAAGAACUACACAAUUUUUGCUGAGGUGUCAUUGGAAUACAUUAGAAAACGAAAAUGCUUAAAAAAUGUUCAUUAAAAAAUGUCCAUUUUCACAUCGUUAUUUUAAGGGCCAACUGUAUGUGCAAACUUAGAAACAAAAUUCGAAGGACCAUACAUAUAUUUGUCUGCACUAAAUAAAAUUAACAGAUGUCUCUUAAGCUUAGUUAAAUUUCUAUAUUACGUUUAUUUAUUUACAUAUAACAUCCAGAAUUUCACCAACGAACCGUAACUCUUGUUUUUAACUCAGGUUCAGAUGGCCAGAAUAGCUUUAUGAAUGACUGCAGAGAGAUAUUUCUAUAUGUAGCAUGUUGCUUGCAUCUUAAACUUACACAUGUACUAAUGUAUGUAAAUAUUUAAAGCCUUAUUUCGUAUUUUGUUGAAAUGAUAAAUGUUUUCAUUCAUGCAACCACCUGAAUCAGGGCAUUGAUCAAUUGUAUUAUCUGUCAUUUCAUAAAUUGGCCGAUUUUACUGCCAAAAUAUUAAUGCAUUUCUGAAAAAAUAUGAAAACUAGACCCAUCUGUAUCAGUAAUUUUCACUGAUAAAAAUAUUUCUUAUCGAGAGAUCAUUUCCAAGCUUGACAGAACAUGUACUAUUUAUCAGAUAUGCAGAUUUUCAGAUUUUUGGUGUACAUACAUUUUUUUCUGCUAUUGCCGCUUUUAGCUCCGAGGACAUUUUUGCGAGGCUAAUGCCAAUGCCAAUGCCUACGCCACAUUAAAAGUACAGCAUCAAUGUGCCAGACUCCAUUUCAUUUAUCCACGCUGUAAUCAUUGUUUCAUACAGUUUUCUGUAAAAUUGAAGAUAUAAAUGUGAAUUAGAAUACCUUUUUUUUGAAAGUUUUGUGUAAUGUUAUUUGUAGGAAAAAUCUUUCGGUUUUAAAUGUGCAUGCUUGCAAAAAAUAUGUAGUAUCUUAUAUGUACGCGAAUAAUGUAUUUAUAGAUACAGACCUCAUUUUGAUAGGUUUGCUUUCAAAUAUUAAAGUACCAUUUAUGUAAAUAGGUCUAUUAACAUUACAUUUAAAUCAAGCAAUAAACAAGCAUGAAAACUAUUUACGACUGUAAAUGCAUGUUUGAAAAUACAUACAUGACAUUCUAUGCCAAAUUAAGUUAAUUCUGCAAAUUUUUAGAUCUAUUUUUAUUAUUCUGCUGAAUUGCAGAGAAUAAAAUGGCCUGAAUGGUCUAUUGGUAUAGGAGUCCAACGGUCACCAAGACGUUGUGGGUUCGACCCCGACCAGGGCACUUUUUCAGGGCCUCUCAAAAUGGACACAAUUACUGGUUUUUACAAAAAAAAACAGACUCAAAUGUGAAUCUAUAAGCUAUCGGCUUACGUCACAAUCAAGCUACGAGAAAUUAGUGUAAACUUCAACUAAGGUGACCUGAAAACUUCAUUAGUCAUAACUCAUCAGCUGUAAUUUUAUCGCAGAAUCACUUUUUUUAUUAAAGCAUUUUGUUUUUCUUUGAUAAAGCCAAAGUUUUGUUUUACUUAUUAGACAUUUUGUUUUGUGAUAAUUUUAUAUCUGACGUCAAGGUUGCAUUUUUAAAUGCAAAGCAAUCUUGGCAUUUUUUUCUAUUUCUUGUACAAAAUUUGCCCAGUUUUACAAUAAAAUACCUAUUUACUA